AUUAUUCAGAGUGAUGAAUGGGAAAAAUCACUACAAUUUUACUGCCUUGGAUAACCUUAUGGAUCGCCUGUGGGAAAAUAAGCUAAUUCCAGGAUUUGAAUUGAUGGGGAAUCCGUCAGGAUAUUUUUUAGAUUUUGAAGAUAAAGAACAGGUAGUAAGAUGGAGAAACUUAAUUACACUUCUGGCCAGCAGAUACAUAGAUAGGUACGGAUUGGAGCAUGUUGCUAAAUGGAAUUUUGAAACGUGGAAUGAACCAGACCACCACGACUUUGACAAUGUGUCUAUGACAGUGAAAGGGUUUCUCAACUAUUAUGAUGCUUGCUCAGAAGGAUUAAGAGCAGCCAGUCCUCUACUAAAAUUUGGAGGGCCUGGGGAUUCCUUCCACCCCUUACCCAAGUCACCCAUAUGCUGGAGUCUUCUGUGUCAUUGCUACAAUGGAACCAACUUCUUCACAGGGGAGACUGGUGUAAGGCUGGACUACAUCUCUCUCCAUAAGAAGGGAGGUGGGAGUUCUCUCUACAUCUUGCAACAAGAAGUAGAAGCAGUUGAACAAAUUCAGAAGCUGUUUCCAAAUUUUGCUUCUGUUGCCAUAUACAACGAUGAAGCAGAUCCAAUGGUUGGAUGGUCCACUCCACAACUGUGGCGAGCUGAUGUGACCUAUGCAGCUAUGGUUGUAAAGGUAAUCAUCCAGCAUCAAAACCUGCUCAUUUCCAAAGCAAAUAACACCAUCAACUACACACUGCUGAGUAAUGACAAUGCCUUCUUGAGCUACUACCCCCAUUACUUCACACAGCGGACUCUGACAGCACGUUUUCAGAUGAACAAUACAAAGCCACCGCAUGUCCAGAUGGUGCGGAAACCAGUGCUGACUGUCAUGGGCUUGCUGGCACUGCUAGGAGAAAAGCAGAUUUUUGCAGAAGUGAACAGCAGUGAAGGCGAAAGCACUCAAAACAGCACAAUUGGUGUCCUGGCAUCUGUGCACACCCCAAGUGAGAUGCAACCUUCAGACUGUUGGCAAGCUACUCUACUGAUGUAUUCAAGUGAGGAUAACAGGACUUCAUCCAACAUCAGCACUGUCACAGUGAACGCCACCCACUUCCCCAAACAUAGAGAGCUGGUGUAUGUGACAUAUUACCUGGAUAACAACCAAACCAAUCCUUACCUGAAGUGGAAAAAGCUAGGAAGCCCUGACUUUCCUUCCCCAGAACAGUUCCAGCAAAUAAGGGAUGCUGAGGACCCAGUGGUAACAGGCCCAUUCCCACUUCCUGAAGGUGGCAUCCUGACACUGAAGCAAGACCUUCCCAUUCCCUCAGUCUUUCUUAUCCACAUCUGUGCAAGACCCAGAUCUGUUCCUAAUCAAGUGACUGGUGUUCGUUUGAUCCCUCUCACAAAGGGGCAGGUCAUUGUGUUGUGGGAUGAUGGCUGUGUAAAUUCAAAAUGUAUAAAGACGUUUGAAGUGGAGUUCUCACCAGAUGGAAAAGCAUACCAGCGGAUUAAUGCCAAAGACACAAUAUUCACUCUCUGGGUCUACAGUUCAGGAAGCUCAGUCUCCGGCUUUUACAGAGUGCGUGCCAUUGACUACUGGGGCAAGGCAGGCCUGUCCUCUCUUCCUGUGGAGUAUGUUGAAGCUUUCAAGUGACUCUGAAGAGUGGCGCCUCACUUGGUGACUGAGUGGUGUAUGCUCCCUGCAAAUGACAACUCCCUACAAAAAUAAACUCCUCCCAAGCUGAGGAGGGAGUAUCGAAAGGACCUGAUGAAGCAAGUUAGGAAUGCAAGUUAGAAGCAACUGCGCAUAUUAACUCUUCAGAGCUCAAAAGACAUCGUUAUCAAACAGCCACAACUGACAACCCAACUGGUACAAUUGUAAGAGGCUGCUGUAGAACUGGGAUUCAGCUUUGUAACUAGGAAUUAUGGAAAUAAAUAUUUAUUAUUCCCUAUUUUAUACUGAGCUAAUGGCCAGGACAAGCAAAGAUUUAUAGAGGUCACAAACUGCAGCAGGAACAGGACCAUUGCUUCACUGUAUGAGUGAGGAUGGCAGCAGAGGCACAAGGAGAACGUGCCUGGGAGUGAACUGCCUGCCUCAGCUGCCAGACUGUCUUGACAUAAUGGUUUGAUGGAAAAGUGCACAGCAAUCAGACACAUCCAAAGCAUGAAGUGAAGAAUCUCUACUUCCCCGCUGGUUAGUAACACAUGUUCCAGUGGGUUAUUUCAGAGCACUUGCUAUGUCUUCAGGUGUAUGAGGUGGUUCACCCUCUCACAGAGGGGUUUCCACCCAGCUCUCCCUGCAUUUGUGGCUGCUAUUUGGAUGCCAGAGCUAUUCCCCUCACACAGGCAGAGCAAUGGGUAGCAGCUCAUCCUCAGAGGGGAAGAAGGCACAGGAAGCUCUAGCCUCCAAACUUCCCUGCCUUUUCUGCUUUCUGCUUUUGCCCAAGUCACCUGUUGGCACUGUGGCCAUCAGCCACUGCCUCUUUGUGGUGGAGGCUCUAACCCUGAAACCUCCUCUUUCUCUCCAUUUCUGUCACCUGGCCUGGCCUUCUACAGCCCUUACAGCUAAUGUCUCUCCCCAGCAUGCCUCCCCUGUCAGACUGUAAGUGACGUGAGGUUUGGCUUUGGGUGGCCAGGAGAAAGCUGAAAUGCUAGUUAGAGCCUUUUGUGUUUUCAUAUUAUAGGAGAGCACACUCUUGAAUGUAACAAACAGGGCUGCUACUGACAACCAGUUAGGAAAUGAACCAAGAACAGUUUGAGCUUCUGUGCUUUGCAAAGCAUGUGCACAAGCGUGUGAUAGCCCCAGACCAUAGGCUGCAGAACACCCUUGGCUGUCCUUGCAGCUGCCACACACUUUAUGUAACAGCAAAGUUCCCUGAAAUUGCAGGGGUGUUUUUUUUACUCUCCCCUUUUCACAACUGGCACAGUUUGAACUAUGCCUUUACAAUGCUUGUAGAGGGAAGGAUAAUGCCAGUGAAAACAGCUGGGGUGUUUUCCAUAAGAAGAGCAACUUUGUCGCACAAACAAAUCCCCUACUGUUCUCUUUGCUGACAUCAGCCACCUCACCAACAUAGCAACAAAGACUGCAUAUUUGAUGAAACAUUCAGGUCUCAGACAAAAAAAACAAGUUUGCACAGUAGGAGAGAGCUAAACUACCUCAAAUGGCCUCACUUUUACAGCACAGAAAAGAAACAUACAAAAAGUCAGUAUAUAUGAGAAGAGGCCUUGUAUCUCCUUACCUUCUGGUUACUUGUUCAUGUGCUUAUGCUGAAAGUUAGCCUUUAAAGAUUCAUUUUGUCGCAGAAUUCAGAUGAAAUAUUUCUUGCCUCACUGAAGUUUGAAUAAGGAACACUUGUCACAUCCUAAUCUGCCAAUUCCUUGCCCGUAAAGGCUUGUGCAGAACAGAAAAGGGCCAUUGGAGCCUACUUAAUUGAUAACUUUCUCAGUUUCAAAAAAGUUAGUGAGAAGUUCUACUUGGAUGGAGAUAGUAAAAAUACAUUUCAAAGCUGUUAUAACUGCCUCUCAGUGAAGAAUCAGAAUACGCAAUUAAAUAAAAUCUAGCAGUUAAGACAUACUGUUUUGCCGGUAUGGGGUGAAACCACAGGAAAAAUGACUUUUAGAAAUAUUCAAGUAUAGGUCCUUGAGAGAUUUCAGUGCGUCUGAAGCAGGGGAAGAUACAGGAGCUUGAGAGGACCGUUUACCCUGAUAGGAUGUCCUAUUUGAGUAGCCUUCUGCUUUAAAAUUUUCCCACACCGGCAAUCAGAAUAUAGCAGUCUCUAUCAAACCAAGGACCAUGCACUAGUUACAGGUGUUUCAAAAAAAAUGAAGCAUAGCUAUCGUGAAGAGUAUUGAUUUUGCUACACAGGGAUGUAGUAGAAAAUGUAUAGGUGUGCAAAUUGUGAAAAAUAGAAGAUCAAAAAUCACUGCCCUGCUUUAUUUAGCAGACAAACUUAAAUUACACCUCACACAAGUAAGGUCAGUAAUGGCAUAUAUGAGGCAAAUGAUGCAGAGCUGAUGAGUCCUGGUGGAACGUUUGGCUUUUGCGAAGGUGCAGAACAGAGAAUGGUGAUUCACUUACUCUUUCACUGUAUUGAAGUCUGUCCCUAUGGCAAGUGAUUUCCUUUAGGGCAAGUUAGCAUCUUUUAGCAGAUUUUAGGCUGCGAGUUCUGCUGGCCCAGGAUUUCUUCUUCUCAGCGGUGACAGACAUGAGGCUUGCAGCUGCCUCUUUGUAGUGGUUUGUAUGGUUUUGUCAUGCUUACUUUUUUUGUCUUGUUCAAAAGCAAAGUAAAAGUGCUGUUUUCUUUAAAGUUUCAAGGUAAAAUUUCAUACAUUAUUGUAUUGCUUAUUGAAGGCACAAAAAAGCAGAAAUUUUAUCUGCAAGGGCAGAGCUUAACAUGUUGUAGAUGCAAAUAAAAUCCAGUUUCUUAGGGUCAAGUCCAGCCACUUUGCUCUUCAAGCAACAGCUUCUGAGGCUAUGUAACAGUUUUGCAACUGUGUUUGUUAAAAUGAAUGCUAGGGAAAAACCUUUCAAAGGAGUGUUUUAUAUUGUCUAAUUGUGUAUAUAUUGCAUUUUUUACCAUCUUUUGUGCUACCCAAUAAAACCAGUUUUUAAUCUUUCGCAUC
Gymnogyps californianus (California condor) is the source of this 4608-nucleotide messenger RNA. RefSeq names its product alpha-L-iduronidase (gene IDUA). The transcript is spliced from 12 exons. The coding region runs from base 14 to 1639 and encodes 541 amino acids. Gene Ontology annotation, biological process: carbohydrate metabolic process. The record is from RefSeq and is a predicted model, not a curated record. Gene Ontology annotation, molecular function: L-iduronidase activity. NCBI's taxonomy places the organism in Eukaryota, Metazoa, Chordata, Aves, Accipitriformes, Cathartidae.